GGGCAAAAACGGAAGUGACGUCGCGCAUCAAACCGGAAAACGGCACAAACAACAGCUGGAGCUUUCCUUAUCACUUUGCUACAGAUUUAUCGUUAAGGUAUAUCAGUCCGUUACCGGAUGAAAAGAUGCGGGUUGAGUAUUCAAGAGAAGUAAAACACUCGUGUCAAGUUUACAGCAGUCGACUUGGAUAAAAAGCCAACAGGAGCGGAAAGAGGCGAAGCUAAUGAUAGCCGUCGAGCUAGUUAGCGCAGCUUACCGGUUGUGCAGUAUAACUAACAUAGUAGGCGUUAGUGUCGAUAUUGUUCUUAUAUUUCUCUGAACACUGCCCUCGUAUCGGUGUUAUUUUAAGUUAUUUCACCUGUCCAGGUUGUUCUACCUCAGACACGGGGGAAAACCUCUUAACUAACGCUAACGUCAAGCUAGCAUUCGCACAGAGUUCGCUAACGGCGCGUUGUGAACCGUAAAUGAACACCCUUUAACACGCCGAGCACCCCGCAAGACUACGCUGCCUAUCAGUCAUCACAGGAUCACAGCCAGCAGAAUGGCCACAGACUGGUUGGGUAGUGUUGUGUCUAUAAACUGCGGGCUGACGUUGGGAGUUUAUCAGGGAGAGGUGUUGUCUGUCGAUCACGCCAGCCAGACCAUCUCUCUGAGACAGCCCUAUCACAACGGGGUCAGAUGCCCUCUUCCUGAGGUCACUUUCAGUGCCAUUGAUAUCAAGGAGUUGAAGUUCCUAGAUAUCCAGAAUACAGUCAACAAGGCUAGCACCGGUCAGGGAGCUGCAACAGAAUCCAGCUUCAUACCUUCAGCACGCCAUGGUCAGAGUAACAGAGUCGCUCUACCUCAUGUGACAAGCAGCAGCUCCUACUCCAGCACUGCACCAAUCACCAUCCUCCGCAGAGCUCCCGCAGGUUCCUCUAACAGCAGAGGGGCGACGCAGGCCGCACAAAAGAAGAACAGUGUGAGGAACGGAGGCCCGACGAGGACCAGGGACGAUGAGUGCUUCGGAGGCGGGACUGAUGAGAACAUGGGCGCGGACUUCGACUUUGAGGGGAAUCUGGCUCUGUUCGACAAAGCCGCCGUCUUCUCCCAGAUCGAAGGGACCGCCGGCCACAGCAACAGAGCGCAGCAUCACAACGCGCAGGGCGAUCAGAAGCCCCUGUCCUACCGCCAUGACGAGAAUAUCUUGGAGGCGAAGCCCGUCAUAUACCGGCAGAUAACGGUGCCCCAGCACGGGGGCAAAGAGUACUGUACCGAUUCGGGCCUGGUGGUUCCCAGCAUCCCCUAUGAGCUUCACAAGCGUCUGCUGGCGGCCGCGGAGCGCUGGGGCCUGUCUCUCGAGCGCAGGCUGGAGACGACCGGCGUCUGCUCCAGUCAGAUGGCUCUCACUCUGCUGGGCGGACCGAACAGACUCACCCCCAAAAACGUUCACCAGAGGCCCACUGUAGUCCUCCUGUGUGGGCCACACAUCCAGGGAGCCCAGGGCGUCAGCUGUGGCAGACACUUGGCCAACCACGGGGUGGAGGUCAUCCUGUUCCUGCCCAAUUUCGUCAAGAUGCAGGAGUCGGUCACCGGCGAGGUCCACCUCUACACCAGGACUGGCAGCAAGCAGGUGGCCAGUGUCAAAGACCUGCCGACAAGCCCAGUCGACCUGGUCAUCAACUGCCUGGACUGCCACGAGAACCCAAUGCUGGGGGAGCAGUCCUGGUACCAAUUGGCCGCCGACUGGGCCAACCAGAACCGUGCUCCCGUCCUGAGUAUCGACCCCGCGAUCGGUGGUCCGCAUCAGACUGUCGAGGCGAAGUGGACCCUCUCUUUGGGCCUUCCUUUACCGUUGACCGAGACAGAGAGCAGGGUCUACCUCUGUGACAUUGGCAUCCCGAAACUGGUUUUCCAGGAAGUUGGAAUCCGCUACCGUUCACCGUUUGGAUGUAAAUUUGUCAUUCCCUUGCACACGCCAUAACGGAGAAGCCACUGACAUUGAGUUACAAUAGGUCUGCUCCUCUCAGUGGGUAAUGGUACCAUUGUGUAUGUGGCAAUAGGACAAAGAAUAUUUGGUCAGAAAGUGUAUACAACUUCAGGACACGUCUGAAAGCAUAUGGUGUAGUGCUUUCCUUGCUGCCCCUCUGGAAACUCCCGGAGAAGGAGGGGGUGGUGCCGCGCGUUGCGUGCGACAUCGCCUGUUUUUGAGAGGGAAAGGUUUCCUGUUCUUUGGCGUGUUUUGAUAAGGGCUCUGGGUGGCUAUGUGAAUGUGUUUACAAAACGCUGACCACUGAGUCCGCAACCUCUGAUCCUGUGACCAGUCAGAGUAGCAGAGACACAGUUCCUGUUUCCUCCUCCAGAUUGCAUGUGGAGGCCGGUCCCGACCCCGUGACCCUGUGACCCCUUGAUCCCGUGCAUAGCUCUGCCCAAAGCUGUCUGCCAACCCAAACCUGAUAUUCAUCUAGCAAACACGUCCAUUAUCUUUCAAUUUAAUGCAAUGUUGGAUCCACUCAAAUGGGUGGGUUUAGUCACGUAAUGGUCAUAGCAUGUUUGACUGAAACGGUGUUCUUACACAGAAUUUAUAUUUGUAUUUGUAUUUAUUUUUGGAAUACUUCUCAGGAACAAUGUAUGAAACAUGUAAACAACUUUAUAUGUACAGUACAUCCAAUAGCACUCUCGCUGCCCUGUCUGUUGAGUCCUUAACCACUAACACUGAACAUGAAAAGGAGAUGUCACCCCUGAGGCUUAAUUUUCUGUAUUUCUGAAGUCUUGCAGAUUAGUCCGGAUUUUGAAGCACACAUUCCAUGGACCAAAAACAUCUUGUACCAGGUUUAUCUCUAGGGAUUACGGCUCGUUUGGUUGGGUGAAACUUAAUUAUUAUUUUCCAUUUUGACGCCUCAGUUUCAGCCACCGAAGUAACCAUUCCUUUUGUCUGGUAACCGUAGCGAUCUUCUGUUAAAACCUCAGAUCAGCAAACUGUCAACGUUACAAGGAAAAGGACAAUCUGAUUUUUCGACUGGCAGCUACGCACUUUUGAAAUUAUGGUGGUGUCUUUUUGUUUCUUUUUUUUUAGAGCGCUUAAGUUAUUGUGUUAUGAACUGCUUUUCCAACUGCUAAAUAAAUCAAGGAGUCAGUUCAAACCUGAGAGUCAAACUAGCCAAAAGUAAUAAAUGCCCUUUUUGCAGACUGCUUUGCAGAGUUUUCACUCGACUAACUGCAACACUUUGGAACCGAUUAAUCAUUUAUUGCACUUCAGUCCUCUCUGAACCAAAUGUGUGAUGGAGGGGUGAUACAUUUUGAUUAAAGCUGCAGCUACGGCUGCUCUGCCAAAAACAUUUAGAAAGAAUCGAGUCAUUUGUGGUGAACAAGAGUGUUUCAAUUGACACCUCCACAACAGAUCUGGGACCUGAGAGUUUACCCAAUACCAGAUACUGCCCAGAUCCAGGUGUGCACAGCUGGGAGGGGGAGGAGAGUGGAUGAAUCUGUUGUUGGUUGGAAUAUUAAUAUAAGUCAAACCUCCACUCAGGGAAACACUAGCAGUUAGUUUUAAGACACUGCAGCUUUUUUCUCUGCUUUUUCAGAGCCUCAUCUUUUUCCCUCUCUAUUACAGCAAAGACUAAAUGGAACACUUAAAAUGUGAUCAUGAUUGUAAUAAAGCAAUCAAGUAAAAAAAUAAAAGAAAGAAGAAACAUUUCUUGUAAAUUUGAUUUGGGUGGAUCUUGAGAUUAUGUAUUGUGAGGGGGGGCGAGGAAAACCUUGCGACACAAAAUAAUGUGAAUUCAGUGCUGAUGGGGUUGUACCUCGUGUUUUUUUUCAGAAGUGUCGUCAACUCAACUGGACAAUGUUGAAGAUAUUUUGUACCUAGAGUUUUGACUGAUUUGUUAUUUCUGACGGCCGUGUGUAAGCCUGGUGAAGAGCAUUAUGAAGAGCGUCCUCUAAAAACAUGUGGUGUGCAUGUGUAUAAUGUGUCUUUAGGUAGACAUGUGAUCCCUGGUCUUCUGAAACGAUGCAGACGCUACAGGGUGGGCGCUCCUUUAUAUGCAACUAAUAAAUUAAAAAAUAUUCGCAACCGCUGUGUUUA
This is a messenger RNA of Cyclopterus lumpus (lumpfish), 4063 nucleotides long. RefSeq names its product enhancer of mRNA-decapping protein 3-like. The transcript is spliced from 7 exons. The record is from RefSeq and is a predicted model, not a curated record. The coding region runs from base 542 to 1963 and encodes 473 amino acids. Gene Ontology annotation, biological process: P-body assembly; deadenylation-independent decapping of nuclear-transcribed mRNA. Gene Ontology annotation, cellular component: P-body. NCBI's taxonomy places the organism in Eukaryota, Metazoa, Chordata, Actinopteri, Perciformes, Cyclopteridae. Gene Ontology annotation, molecular function: mRNA binding.